AUGCUAUCCUCUCAGCACAGAGAUCUGCUGGAUAUGAUGAUGCCCACCUUCUCGGGCACGGAGGAUGACUUUGGAACAGAAAUUCAGGAACAUUAUCUGCAGCAUGAGUGCCUCACACUGACCCCACCCAAGAGAACCACAGGGGUUGGCGAACAAUUUGGGAGACCCAAUGAGCAGUCCAAGUGUAACAUCACCGGUCAGCUCAUCGGUCAGCUCGCCUAUCAGCUCACCAUCGGUCAGCUCGCCGGUCAGCUCACCGGUCAGUUGGGGUCCGUUCACUUCCCUCAAGCUACUACCUUCUACUCAAAAAGUCGUGAGACAUUCUCGAAAUCUCUAUUCUAA
Molecule: messenger RNA, 342 nt
Organism: Parastagonospora nodorum SN15
Lineage: Eukaryota; Fungi; Ascomycota; Dothideomycetes; Pleosporales; Phaeosphaeriaceae
Exons: 3
Coding region: 1-342 (113 amino acids)
Source: RefSeq, a predicted model, not a curated record